This is a messenger RNA of Phytophthora sojae, 2442 nucleotides long. RefSeq lists its product as hypothetical. Bases 1 to 2442 code for a protein of 813 amino acids. The record is from RefSeq and is a predicted model, not a curated record. The transcript has 5 exons. Gene Ontology annotation, molecular function: ATP hydrolysis activity; ATP binding; single-stranded DNA binding. Gene Ontology annotation, biological process: DNA replication; double-strand break repair via break-induced replication; mitotic DNA replication initiation. Lineage: Eukaryota; Oomycota; Peronosporomycetes; Peronosporales; Peronosporaceae. Gene Ontology annotation, cellular component: MCM complex; nucleus.
AUGGAGCUGCAGCAGGACGCGCUGGACGAGGCCUUCCGCCGCCACAAGCAGUACUUCCAGACCUUCCUGGAGAGCGACGCGGGCUAUGGCAACUACUCGGAGAAGCUGCGCAGCAUGAUGCACCACAAGAGCACGCGGCUCGUCGUGGACCUGAACGACCUGCGCGAGUACGACGGCUCGUUCACGGACGCGGCCGUGGGCGCGCAGGACAACAUCGUGAACCGCCUGCUGCGCAACCCGGCCGAGUUCGUGCCGCCCUUCGAGGAGGCCGUCAAGGAGCUCGUCUUCAACAUGGACAGCAUGUACGGCAGCAAGGAGGCGGAGAACACCAAGGACAUGCAGUUCCACGUGGGCUUCGAGGGCGACUUCGGCCACCACAACGUCAACCCGAGGGGCCUCCUGGCCUCGUACCUCACACAGAUGGUGUGCGUGCACGGCAUCGUGACCAAGUGCUCGGCCGUGCGCCCCAAGGUCGUGCGCUCCGUGCACUACUGCAAGGAGACGAACGCUAUUCUGUCCAGGGAGUACAGGGACAACACGUCUAUCACAGGAGCACCCACGUCCAGCGUCUACCCGACCAAGGACGAGAACGGCAACUUGCUCGAGACCGAGUUUGGCCUCUCGCAGUACAAGGACUACCAGAUGAUCAGCAUGCAGGAAACCCCCGAGACGGCGCCGCUGGGACAGUUGCCCAGGUCGUGUGAGGUUAUUGUGGAGAACGACAUUGUGGACAAGUGCAAGCCUGGUGACAGAAUUCGGGUCGUGGGCAUUUACCGCCCGCUUGGCAGCAACAGCACGGCCUCGUCGACUGCAGUUUUCAGGACGGUGCUGAUCGCCAACAACGUGCAGCUGAUGGGCAAGGAGGUGAACGGCAUUGUGAUGUCGUCGGACGACCUCGUGAACGUCCGAGAGUUCGCUAAGCGCCAGGACGCGUUCGACAUGCUGUCUCGCUCCAUCGCGCCGUCCAUUUACGGCCACGCUGAGAUCAAACAGGCACUUCUGCUGCAGCUGCUAGGUGGUGUGGAGAAGAACCUCGAGAACGGCACGCAUCUUCGUGGUGAUAUCAACAUCUUGAUGGUGGGUGAUCCUUCGACGGCCAAGUCUCAGCUGCUUCGCUUUGUCCGGACGAUCGCGCCUCUGGCCGUCAACACCACGGGUCGGGGUUCGUCCGGUGUCGGUUUGACGGCUGCUGUAACCAUCGACCCCGACACGAAGGAACGUCGUCUGGAGGCUGGUGCUAUGGUGCUGGCUGACCGAGGCAUCGUGUGCAUUGAUGAGUUCGACAAGAUGAGUGAAGCGGAUCGUGUGGCUAUUCACGAAGUCAUGGAGCAGCAAACUGUGACCAUCGCCAAGGCUGGUAUCCACGCCACUCUGAACGCGCGUUGCAGUGUGCUGGCUGCUGCUAACCCAGUCUACGGCCAGUACAACAAGAACAAAAAACCUCAGGAGAACAUCGGUCUGCCGGACUCGCUUCUGUCGCGUUUUGACUUGCUGUUCGUUGUGCUCGACCGUCUGGACCGUGGUGCUGACCGCAACAUCUCGGACCACGUGCUGCGCAUGCACAGGUAUACUCGUCCCGGCCAGGAGGGUGUUCCCCUUUCGUUCGAGGUGAGCUCCACAGAUCACAUGGCGCUGCUCAGCGACGCCAAUGGUGAAAACUCGGGCGAAGCGAAGAAGUCCAUUUUCCAGAAGUUCGACCCGCUGCUGCACGGCGGGUACCAGUCCUCGUCAUACGAAGGCAGCGGCAACGGCAUCCUCACGCUUGAUUUCCUCAAGAAGUACAUUUAUUACGCGAAGACGCGCUACCAGCCCGUACUGACGGACGGCGCGAUCGAGCUCAUCUCGGAAGGUUACGCGGAGCUGCGCUCCCAGCAGAACGCACGGACACUGCCCGUGACGGCUCGUAGUUUGGAAACGCUGAUUCGUCUCGCCUCAGCACACGCGAAGGCGCGUCUGAGCAAGACGGUCGAAGCAAUCGACGCGGAGAAGGCCAUGGCCCUCGUCAGUUUCGCCCUGUACCACGACGCGACCGAGACCCACUCAAGCGAUGCACCGGUUUCAACGAGGCCAACGGAGACCCCGGAGAUGCCGGAGAUGGGCAGCGAGAAGGCUAUGGAGGAGAUGGCGAUCGAGGCUCCUGUCACACCGACGAAGCCUGCUGCGGCCGAGAAGUCCAGGAAACGAGACCGCACAUCUUGGAGUUCUGCUACGCUGGCGGACGACGUCCUCGCUGUGUUGGCCGAGAUGGGCAGCGACGCCAACAUGGACGAGGAGAACGACAGCCUCAAGCUGACGGACAUCCUGUCGCGGCUGAACGUCGGUCGCUCCAGAGCGGAAGCUGUGCCGCUCGCUGAUUUAGAAAAGGUCUUGGUGGAGCUGGAGGAGCAGAACAAGGUCAUGUACAUCCAGGACGGCGGCGACCCGAUGGUCAUGCUCAUUUAG